Molecule: messenger RNA, 3321 nt
Organism: Pseudopodoces humilis (Tibetan ground-tit)
Lineage: Eukaryota; Metazoa; Chordata; Aves; Passeriformes; Paridae
Gene: CDR2L
Product: cerebellar degeneration related protein 2 like
Source: RefSeq, a predicted model, not a curated record
GCCCCUCUUCGGCGGAUGCUGCGAGUCUUCCCGGGCCGCUGGUGCUAAAUGCUGAGCGCCGACAGGAUGGAGGAGUUUCAGAGCGAGGAAGAGGAGCCCUGGUACGACCAGCAAGACCUAGAGCAGGACUUGCACUUGGCUGCAGAGCUGGGGAAGACACUGCUGGAGCGAAACAAAGAGCUGGAGGACUCCCUGCAGCAGAUGUAUGCCACCAACGAGGAGCAAGUGCAGGAGAUUGAGUACCUGACCAAGCAACUGGAGAUGCUGCGGCAGAUGAACGAACAGCAUGCGAAAGUCUACGAGCAGCUGGACCUGACAGCGCGGGACCUGGAGCUGGCUAACCAGAAGCUCGUGCUGGAAAGCAAGACUUCCCAACAGAAGAUCCAGUGCUUGACAGAAACAAUCGAGGGGCUGCAGAACCAGGUGGAGGAGCUGCAGAAGCAGGUGGAGGAAAUGCGGAGCUUGGAGCAGCUCCGCAUCCGGAGGGAGAAGAGGGAGCGGCGCCGAACCAUCCACACCUUCCCCUGCCUCAAGGAGCUCUGCUCCAGCCCCAGGUAUGAGGAUGGGUUCCAGGUCCACAGCUCUUCCACAGAAUUCAACCAGAAGCCGCUGGAGAGGGAGAAUGAGCGUCUCCAAGCCAUGGUGAACUCACUGAGAUCCCAGGUGAACCAGGAGAAGCAGCGGAAGGAAAGGGUGGAACGUGAGUACACCUCGGUUAUCCAGGAGUACUCGGACCUGGAGCAGCGGGUGUGCGAGAUGGAGAACUGCAAACUGCGCAUCAAGGAGCUGGAGGCAGAGCUCCUGGAGCUCCAGCAGAUGAAACAAGUCAAGAAGUACCUGCUCAGCAGAGAGGACAACCUCUCCGAAGCCCUCCUCGAGCCACUGAACAAUGCCCCAGAAGCAGAUUACAUCGACCUGUCUGAGGAGGAGGGAGGGAAAAGCCACGGGACAUCCAUGACCCCUUCCCCAAACCACCCCGUGCGGAAAAGCUGCAGCGACACGGCCCUGAACGCUAUCGUGACCAAGGACGCUGUGAGCCGGCACGAGGGCAAUUACACCCUGCACGCCAACAACGUGCGCAAGCGGGGCAUGUCCAUCCUGCGCGAGGUGGACGAGCAGUACCACGCCCUGCUGGAGAAAUACGAGGAGCUCCUCAGCAAGUGCCGGCAGCACAAGGACAGCGUGCGCCACACAGGGGUCCAGACCUCCCGGCCCAUCUCCCGCGACAGCUCCUUCAGGGACUUCCGAGGAGAGGGGAAUGAGCUGGAAGAGCGGAAAACCAUGGAGAAGACCAUCAGCAAACAUGUGGAGGCUGUGGACAAGCGGCUGGAGCAGAGCCAGCCCGAGUACAAGGCUCUUUUUAAGGAGAUCUUCUCCCGCAUCCAGAAAACAAAAGCAGACAUCAAUGCCACAAAGGUGAAAAACAAGAGCAGCAAAUGAAUCCUGGCUCUCCGCAGCUCCCGUGUGCAAUUGCAACGGCCACAUCUUCUUUUGAGCCCCAGAAAACGCCACGUGGCCCCUCUGCUUUGAAGGUUUGAGAAGUCUGCAAGUGAGAGAAUGUCACAGGGACCCAACUCACUUUUUUAAGCUUAGGCUCUAGACAACCCAUUGGGACAAUUGUACAUUGUAGUUAGAGGAUUUCAGAAACCACAUGAUGGAUCUCUGCAUGAGUUACUGCCGCUGCCAGACAUCACAACAGCAACGUAAACCCCACCAUGAAAGAAAAGAAAUCAAUCUCCCCCUCCACUCUUUUUCAGCUUGUCCUACAGCCCAAUUAUCUGCAAGCAAAAGCCUGGAUGUCCUCCAGUGUCCUGCCACAGCUGGAGUACAGCGUCUCAAAGUAAAACAAAAAGCCAUCAGAACUUUAGGGGCUGCCCCAGCACAGCAGCCCAGUCCUCCGUUAGGUUUUAUAGCUGAGAAACCUAUGCUUGAACCCAAGAGAUUUCUAUCCCUGCCUUCCCCAAAGGGCAGUAUGGUCUUGCUAUUUAAGCCAUUCUCUAAUCAGUCAGGUUUUUCAGCUCUAUACAAUGCAAGCUCAUUGCAACUGGAAAAACUUGAAGAGAAACAUAAAACUGAUUGUUCCAUCUCCAUCAGCGUCGCUCAGUGUUUCACUCCACACUCUGCAGACCUUGCAGGCAUAUGGGAUUUACUCGCUUUGUCUGCUCUGGCAUUACAACCCAGGUGAAGCACUGUACCUGGUAGGAACUUGGUGCCCAGGGCUUUCCCAUAGCAAGACAAGAAGUGCUAUUACAACAUCAGAGACACACUUUCAUCUCAUGGUAUGGGUACCAGCUCUCUGUGCUGUGCUCUUCAAGAGGUCAUUGUCCCAUCAUAGCAAAUUCCUCAAAAACAGCUUGCAUGGGCUCACAAAACUGACUCCCAGGAACUCACACAAAAGCCAGGGGAUGCAGCAUCUCCCGGGACAGGAGUCUGGCCCUGGCAGUAGCAUGGAUCACACAUCACCCCUCACUCCUGCUCCAAACAUCUCCCCAGCCACAAGGACAAAUUUCAGCUUCCUGCUGAAAAUAAUCUUUCUUUGUUGAGAUGCUGAAGCCACUCAUGUUCCAGUUCCCUUUCCAGCACUGAAAUCUCCUCACUUUGGCUUCCACAGACAUGCAAACACACAGCCAAAAGGCCACUGCAGUCUCAGGUAUCACCAGUUUCCAGUUUCCCUGGACUAGAUGAUGACCUUGUACAGUCAGAUGCAUUUUAGGCAGAGAAGCAGCAUCUCAUUACAGCUUAGGCAAUACCCUGAGCAUUGAGCCACAAAACCCAGCAGCUCAGUAAGCAACCUACUCUAUACCAGCCUGGAGCAACCAUCAGCUACAUCUGGAUUCUCUUUUCACCAGCUUACAUCCCAAAAUCUUGGGUCAACAGCUGGAAACUUUGCAACAUGGAGAUACAGAAAUGUGAAUGUGGCUUUGGAAGGGGAAGACUGCUCGAAUGGAAUUAUCCCCCACAUCCAGGGCUUUGAUGCUACAAGGAACGACCUUUCUUUCACUCCCCAUGGAAUUAAUGCAGAAACCCCCCCCCAAAAAAAAACCUGUUUUGUUAAGCUGUGUGCCACAGAGGUAAGUUGGCAGGAAUGUGAUGCACAAACCACCCCUGCUCCAGAGGUCUCCUCCUCAAAACCACCAACUGCUCUGCUCUUCCAUACUCUGCAUUUCCAGGUGCCCCACAGCCCCAGACACAUCAGGAGCCGUACGCUCGGCUGUGGCUACCAGCUCUCCAAACUGGCAACAGUACGGAGAACCUUCAUGCCUUAUUUAUUUAUAAUGGAAAGCAGUUGUCUAAUAAAAUAAAAUAAAUUAAAAUGAACAA